Messenger RNA from Anopheles marshallii, 504 nucleotides. RefSeq names its product signal recognition particle 19 kDa protein (gene Srp19). The transcript has 2 exons. Gene Ontology annotation, cellular component: signal recognition particle, endoplasmic reticulum targeting. Lineage: Eukaryota; Metazoa; Arthropoda; Insecta; Diptera; Culicidae. The coding region runs from base 1 to 504 and encodes 167 amino acids. Gene Ontology annotation, biological process: SRP-dependent cotranslational protein targeting to membrane; SRP-dependent cotranslational protein targeting to membrane, signal sequence recognition. The record is from RefSeq and is a predicted model, not a curated record. Gene Ontology annotation, molecular function: 7S RNA binding.
AUGGCAGCGAUGCACGCACAUCCCGGGCACCCUGGAGGUUCGCGGAUGGCUGGCCCACCGCCCCUAGCACCUUGGUCACCCGACAAGAAGCACAGUGACCGCGAGCGAUGGGUUUGCAUCUAUCCUGCGUACAUCAAUCGUAAGAAAACAAGACAGGAAGGUCGCCGAAUCCCGAAACAGUGCUGCGUGGAUGAUCCAUCACCGCAGGAAAUACGAGAUGUACUGCAGGCAUUGAACAUGAACGUGCUGGUGGAGUUGAAACAGUAUCCACGAGAACGUAGCAGGGAACUGCAAUGUCGAGGCCGAAUUCGUGUACAGCUACGUAGUGACGAUGGUACACCGUUAAACUCGGAAUAUGCCUCAAGGGACAGUUUACUGAUGCAUCUAGGUAAGACCAUUCCGAUGUUGAAAAGUAGACAAACGAAAGCACCCGAACAAUCGCAGGCCGCUGCGUCCUCCAGUGCAGGACAUUCGCAAAAGAAGGGCAAAGGAAAACGUCGAUAA